GGUGGGAGGGAAGGAUGGUAAGAGACAGAAAAAGGAGAGGUAGUGAAAGUGAGUGAGAGAUGGGCAGGGAAGUAUAAAGAGAGGGAGGGAGUAAUCUACAAGAGGCAGCCAUAGAGGAAGAGGUGACAGAGUAGAUUAUCCUCUCUUCCCUGCCAGUCUCACCAUGUUCAUGCUGCAGACACUGACUGUUGUCUCUUUGGCUGUCAUCUUCCUCACAUCUGUAGAAGGUAAUGGUGUGCAGAUGCAGAGGGAUGUCCAGUGUUGCAUGCUGUACUCCCAGGGCAAGGUGCGUACCAAAGAUGUGCUGCGUUUUGAGGUGCAGACGGAGGGACCCGACUGCAGAAUACAAGCCAUCAUUCUCUACACAAAGAAGGCAGUGAAAUGUGCGGACCCCAGAGAUCGGAAGGUGAAGAGGUUGUUAAGGAAGCUUUUGCAGAGACAAACACUCAAGUACCAUCAAUCCACGUGGCUGCGUCCUCAUGACAACCUGCCUGUCAUGUCAGAGGACAAGAAAGACAACUGGGCAGUUGUUAAUGGACAGUGAUAAAGCACCGUCAGCAGUGGAGUUAGUCGUAGUCAUACGCCAAGUAAUCAUUCAGCAGCUCGUUGGCUAGACCCUGCGAUGCUAGCUGACAUUCUAGUCAUCUUGUCUCUCCUUAUCUGUCUCCUUGGGACCAGACCUAGGCAGCAAUACUUAAUCAUAUAUAUAUAUAUAUAUAUAUAUAUAUAUAUAUAUAUAUAUAUGUGCGCUUCAAAUAUUCCCAGCUGGAACAGUCUCAGAGGGGGGAAGAUUAUUAUUAAUAAAAUAAGUUGCAGUGAUUUUUGUUUAAUGGCUUGUACUGUUAUUUGCCAGAGUCUGCCUGAAAGUAUUGCCCUCUAAACCAGUGUAAACUAGUGGCAGAUGUGAGAUCAGUGAAACAGCAUUGACAUUCAUAUAUUAUAUCUGCAAUAUACUCUGUGCUUAUUUGUGACUUGUGGUGGAUAAAUAAUGUAAUUAUAUAGAUGUCUUUUUGUCAAAUUCAGCUGAAUGUGAGAAAAAUUGAAAAACUUGUUUUAAUAUAACCUUGCACCUUGCUCUUUUCUCCUUUGGUUUUAUUUUGAGGAUUUUAUACUACAGCUUAAAAGUCUUUAUUCAGGCCAGCUUGGAAUUUCAUCACAAAAUGAGGGUUUCUACUGGCUUUGAUAUAAUUUUUAACAUAUUUUGUCUACUUUGUAUAUUGACUGUAAAAUAUCUGCAUUGGAUCUUUUGAAAUUUGAGACAUUGGCAUCAGCAUAAGAUCUACUUAUGAUUUAGAAAUUCACUUUUGCCUCUUAAAUUAGUAGUUUGUCAUUGAAUUAUGCCAAAGCACUCAUGAGGCAAUCCAAUACAUGACGAAGCUGUUAAAAGUUAGAGGGCUCUAAUAUGUUUGAAGCACAAAAAACAUUGUGAUGUAGAGGAAUGCACUGUAUAUCAAGCAAAUUAUUUUAUAAAUCAAACUGUAACAUUAACCAAA
Cyprinodon tularosa is the source of this 1493-nucleotide messenger RNA. It is a transcript of the gene ccl44, whose product is annotated as chemokine (C-C motif) ligand 44. Gene Ontology annotation, molecular function: chemokine activity; CCR chemokine receptor binding. The transcript has 5 exons. Gene Ontology annotation, biological process: lymphocyte chemotaxis; cellular response to interleukin-1; immune response. Lineage: Eukaryota; Metazoa; Chordata; Actinopteri; Cyprinodontiformes; Cyprinodontidae. Gene Ontology annotation, cellular component: extracellular region. The record is from RefSeq and is a predicted model, not a curated record. The coding region runs from base 164 to 544 and encodes 126 amino acids.